Columba livia (rock pigeon) is the source of this 2325-nucleotide messenger RNA. It is a transcript of the gene CLTA, whose product is annotated as clathrin light chain A. NCBI's taxonomy places the organism in Eukaryota, Metazoa, Chordata, Aves, Columbiformes, Columbidae. Gene Ontology annotation, cellular component: postsynaptic endocytic zone cytoplasmic component; plasma membrane; clathrin coat of trans-Golgi network vesicle. The record is from RefSeq and is a predicted model, not a curated record. Bases 83 to 775 code for a protein of 230 amino acids. The transcript has 7 exons. Gene Ontology annotation, biological process: intracellular protein transport; clathrin-dependent endocytosis. Gene Ontology annotation, molecular function: structural molecule activity; clathrin heavy chain binding.
CUUGCUCACUAAUUUCCGGCCUAGCGCAGGUGCGGAAGCGGCAAACGGUCGCGCCUGGUUGAGUGCUCUGUGUUUCGCCCUAAUGGCUGACCAGGAGGUGUUCGUUGCUCAGCAGCAGCCGCUGGCCGACAGAGAUAACGGGAUGCUGGACGGCGCCGAGGAGGAUCCUGCUGCCGCUUUUCUGGCGCAGCAGGAGAACGAGAUUGCGGGUAUCGAGAAUGACGUGGGCGUCCUGGAGGGCCGCGAGGUGCUGUCGGCGAUGCAGGAUCCAGACGACCUUGGCCUGGGUGCUGUUGAUGGAGGGGUUAAUGGAAAUAUCCAUCAGGAGAGUAAUGGUCCAAAAGACUCCUAUGCUGCCAUAUCCCAAGUAGAUCGACUACAGUCAGAACCAGAGAGUAUUCGUAAGUGGAGAGAGGAGCAAAAGGAGCGCCUGGAGCAACUUGAUGCUAACUCACGAAAACAGGAAGCAGAAUGGAAAGAAAAAGCAAUAAAGGAGUUGGAAGAGUGGUAUGCAAGGCAAGAUGAAAAGCUCCAGAAAACAAAAGCCAGCAACAGGGUGGCAGAUGAAGCUUUCUACAAACAACCCUUCGCUGACGUGAUUGGUUAUGUCACAAACAUAAAUCAUCCUUGCUACAGCCUAGAACAACACUUUCUCCCACCAGCAUGGUGGACUGGAUAUAUGGAGAGCAAGAGAAAGGAAGACUUGCUCUUACUGCUGAUCACCUACUGGCUUGGAGCUCUGUCUGCCAAGGUGGUUGAAUUUGAAAGAAACUGAUCCAGAGUAUCUCUGCUCAGCUGCUUCGUUGGCUGUCCAAUUUCACACAGCAUUCACAGAGGCUGUAUUCUAGCCUUUCUCUGGUAAGACUUACCUUAGCUCUCUAUCUUGUAAGAAUAAUCUGUUCAGACUCAUACAUGGUUUCACCAUUUUUAUCAAAGAUACAGUAGCUUAACUAGUGUGUAGCAGAAUUGCUUUAAUACCUUUUGUGUACAAGCUGGAAGGUUGCUCCAGGCAGUUUUGAGAGGGCUGCAGAUGCAGAUUAAAAUUUACUAAGUUUCAGGGAGUUGCUGCAAGGCAACUAUUUUAGUAGCAGCUGUGUCCCUGGUUGAUAAGAUACUGAAUAAAUGGUUGCCAGCUGGGCUUCAAUAGUUAAGUUGUACCAUACUGUCUAUAGUGACUGUAGCUAUUCUCCUGUUUGCAAGUGUAUUCACAAGCUACUGCUAAGUGGUGAUGGAAAAUUAUAGUAGACUACAGAUUUGGAAGGUUAAUUCCAUGGAAGAUAAAAACAGGAGAAUAUUUUCUGAACUGCACAGGGCUACCACAGCUGAGUUUAAUAGGACUGAAACACAGAGUAAGUCCCUAGAAUACUGGUACUCUGUGCUAGCCUUGACCAAUUACACAUUCACCUUGACUGAAAACCUCCUUCUAUUCACCCCAAAGCUCUCAGCAUAAAGGCUUGUAAAAUGAAUUGAUAAUUUAAUAAAGGAAAACUCCACUGCAUUAAACAUACGUUUAAAAUGUUACUUUGAAUUUACUGGAAUUUGAAAGAUGAGCAAGUGAAGGGGGUUCUGCACACUGAGUUAUGGAACUGAUUAAUCAUCACAUUGUCCCAUCUCAUAGGACAUUUUAUCUGUGCUAGCACAUAGUUUUGAGCUACAAUCCAAGAAAAUGGGCAAAGACUCUCAAAUUCAAGGCCAAAGGAAUGUUACAGAAGUUAAAGCUUGUCUUAGAAGCUGAAUUUGCAAGGACUGACAACAUAUCUGCAGGUUUAUGUACACCAUCUAGCUGGACCACUUAACAAGCACCUCAGUUGGUUUUGGUUGUCUCCUCUAGCUCUUGUGCUAAUGUUUUAGAAGAUUUUUCUCUUCUGCCUUAAAGUUAUUAGGUUGGUGCAAAAGUAAUUGCAGUUUUUGCAUUGUUGAAAUUUGCUGUUUGAUAUUGGAACACAUUCUUACAUGUCUUAUGUUAUUCAUCAUUUUAAUGUGCUUUUCUUGCUUUGUUUUCUUGCUACUGACUUAUUACUUGCUGUGCACAUCACACAACCGACGCUUCAAAAGUUGAAUGAAUUGGGCUAUGAAGUUUUGCCUCAUCUGCUAUAUCACCUGAUCUCUUGCCAACCAACCACCACUGCUUGAAGUAUCUUGACAGCUUUUUGCAGGGAAAACACUUCCAUGACCAGCAGGAUGCAGAAAAUGCUUUCAGAGAGCUCAUCAAAUCCUGAAGCACAGAUGUUUACACUGCAGGAAUAAACAAGGUUAUUUCUUGUUGGCAAAAUGUGUUGAUUGUAAUGGUUCCUAUUUUGAUUAAUAAAGAUGUAUUUGAAUCUA